AAUAAGGAAAAUUGACUCCACAUACAAACAAAACGAUUGACAAACCUAGCCUCCGUGCCGAUACACACGUUUGUAACUGUCCACUGCUUACCUUGUGUUUAGCUGUUCCAUUUUCCGUGCAGAGGCAGAUUACAUCAAGUAUGACAUUUUCCUCAUUAUCCGAGACUUGAAACACUCAGGGCGUGUAAGUAGCAGGCCUUUCCCAGUGCCUUGUAACGCUCACGGGGACCCGUAGACUGGCACUCAUUCCUUGGACUAACCGACUUGUGUCUCUUCACAAGCAUAGAUUGCUGGGACCAGUUCCAAAACCGAAAAAACAGCGUCAUUGAUAAUACGGCGACCCCUGAUAUGACGUCAAGUACACAAUCAGGUUCAACAACGCUCGGGAACUCCACGGGAAACAUCAUUGAAACGACCACGCUCUUCAGGACUACGUCAAGUGGUUCAACGACGCUCGGGAACUCCACGGAAAACAUCACUGAAACAACCACGCUCUUCAGGACUACGUCCAGUGCUCCUGGAGGUGCCCCCAAUGUCUUCAUCAUCACCAGUUCAGUCUCCAUCCUGCUCGUCAUCGUCAGCUGCAUUGCCCUGCUGGUGUAUUGUGUACGGACCUGGGGCAAGUCGGGGAGUGGCUUUUCAGCUGAGGAGAGGGACAAAUUGACGAGUCUCCAAGAGAAUGCCGAUUUCAUACUGUCAAGACAAACAGUGAUGGUGGACAAGGCCUGUCAUGUCGUUAUGGAGGGUGAAACUCCUUUAAGCCGAAUAGCAAGUUCAUCGAGACCAUCGAGAGAAGCAGAUGGGUACAUCAUGGCAUACCAGAAUGACGCAGGAUCCGCAGCAGCCUACCCAGAAUCCACUCCAAACACUGACUCCCUGUAUGCCCAACCUGCGAAGCUGAACAGAUCAGGACAACAAAAUGCCUCUCCCUCUAACAGCGUUACAAGACAUGGCGCCACGCCAUCGAUGACUGAGAUUGAUGCCUUGUACGCGAAACCAAUCAAGAAGAAACACAGACAGCAGAGUAAAACAACCGUGUUUAUGGCUCCCACCAAGUGAUAACCAGCAGUAUAACAGGAGGUUUGUUGACGAAGACAAAGAAUUCCGGAAAUACGACAUAUACUCUGAGCUUGUUUCACAUAGCAGAGUUGUUUACACCCAGUGGAAUCUGUUUCUGUAGACAGUCGAGACUGAAUAUUAUUUUGCCACAACACGGCCAUGCACGCACACACACACACACACACGCACACACACACAUAGAGACAGACAGACAGACACACACUCGUGCACACAAACACACACAGACAGACACGCGCACACACAGAGACAGACAAACGCGCACACACACACGCACAGAGAGAGUACACGUACACACGGAAAACAUACACACAGAGAAUGUGUAUACACAACCCAUUAACAUGCACACUUGGAGAGCAUGUACACACACAGAAAAUAUGCACACAAACGCACACAGAGAACAUGUACGCGUACAUACUGAGAGAAAAUGUACACACACACAGAGAAAACAAGUACGCACACACAGAAAACAUGCGCACAUACGCACACAUAGCGGAGGAACAUGUACACAAACACAGAACAUGCACACACACACAUGCAUACACUGACAGAAUAUGUAGACACAAAAAAACAUGCAUUCACACAAAGAACAUAUGCAGAAAAAACACACACAGAGAACAUGCAUACACGCGCACUCACAGAUACACAUGUAUGCAUAUUGUAUAUAACAUUGAAUGUACAUGUGAUAAGAGUAUAUGAACACACACCUGUAAGGAGGAUACUUGAUUGUUUGUUUCCAAUGUUAACAUUCUGUGAUAAUACAAUAACUUUUGUUAAAGCAAUGCCUACAUCCUUUAGUAUGGAAUGAGAGUCAUUCAUGUUGCACGCAUUGUUUACUUCAAACAUUCCCAAAACUACACAGACAACACUUGUUUGACAUCGGUUGCACUGUUAAUUCUUCCAUCGUUUGAUGAAGUCAUUUUAAAGCGCUUCGACCAGUAUUUAUAGUAUAUUCAGCUGUAAAUAUAUACACACUUCUCCCGAGUUCAUUCCCUUAACACACAUGAGCAAUGUGUGACGCAGCCAGUGAGAGGCGUUGGUCACUCGUAUUUUUCUGUAACACACAUAUUUCUGAGGGAAUAACCUCUUGACCAAUGUUCUUGACCAAUGUUCUUGACCAAUGUUAAGCUUCAAUUGGAGGUGAAAACAUGGAGUGCCUUCUAUUUCAGGAAGAACAAACACAUGGUUAUAUAUUCUCGCUAAUAUUUAUUCUCGAAUGUGAUUUCGACAAUUGAUAUCUUCACAUUUGCAUUAUAAGACAUCAUCAUACUGAAAUUAAACAGUUCUGGAUAUACGUUAGGCGACAUACCCUCUCUGACUUACACAUUGUAGCAGUUUUCGUAGGCACGUGGGACUUGCAUCCAACUCACUCGCUCACUGUUACAGUUUGGUUGUAUCUCGAUGAAGGCAUUUUAACGAAUUUCAAACAAUGCUCAAUAACAUUUACCUGUAAAUAUGUAAAUAGAGGUCAUGUACUACCAUUUCCGUGGACCACUGCACUGGAUGUGCCAUUUCGUAAACCGAUGAAUUUCUGCCAUGUAUACAGCAGAACCUAUUUUGUUGAAGCUUCACACUUGCAACAUUAAAUAGAAGUGGGUGCAUGUUUACCAAAGGCUAAUGUAGCAGCUUUUGAAGCAUCAUUUGUUUAUUUUUUCUUGAAUCUCGGCUUUUUUCUUGUUACUUUAAUAAAAUUAAUAUUUUAUUAUAUUAUAUUAUUUUGUCGAAUUUUCUGAUUUUGAAAAUAUAUUUGAAAUAACGAGAAAAAUAUUUGAAAUGAUCAGACAAAAAGCAGCAAGAGAAAAUAUGAAAAGGGGGAAAAUGGACCAAAAUUGAAAUAAGUAGAAAGUUUUAUUUCAAAUAAUUCGUGUUACCAAAGUGGCAUCAUUGGGCUUUCGUACAACUUGCACCUUAUGUCACCAAGAAUCUGUAGGUUUUCAUCACUCCAAAUAAAAUCUUUUUUGAUUGAA
This is a messenger RNA of Haliotis rubra (blacklip abalone), 3044 nucleotides long. RefSeq lists its product as uncharacterized. The record is from RefSeq and is a predicted model, not a curated record. Bases 349 to 1059 code for a protein of 236 amino acids. The transcript has 13 exons. NCBI's taxonomy places the organism in Eukaryota, Metazoa, Mollusca, Gastropoda, Lepetellida, Haliotidae.